AUGGGCCACCCACCCUCCCUGAGGGAGGCGGGCGCCUUUGUUGGAGCCGCCCGGAAGGCCUCCCUGAAGCAGCCCCUGAAGUUCGACAACGUGCAGGGCUUCAUCUUGGAUUGCAUGAAGCAGACGGCGCGGGGUGAGCCCUCCACGCCGUCCUCUUCCCGCGCGGACAAGGAGGAGGACGUCCCCGAGAAACCCGGCUCCGCCGAGGAGGAGCUUGCCAGGCUCAAGGUGGAAACCAUGCGCUACAUGGUGGAGUCUGUGAACUACAGCCUGGGUGAAUCCCUGCACACGAGCCGCGUGAUCUAUUUUACCAAUGAUCAGGCUUUGAAGGUCUCCCCGGUUCAGAUGCCCAUGGUCCGAGAGGCUCUUGGCAUCCACGAGCCGAAGCUGGUAAUUCGCCUGGUGCCCUGUCAGAAGGGCCGGACCUACUGGGAGGGUCGUCCGGCCAUCAGGAACAUCUUGCCCACGAAGGCGAAUCCAGAGCUCGAGGGGCACGAGCAGAUGGUCGAGACCGACAUGAAUCUCAUCGCUCGAGAGGUUCUGCUGCCAGUGGCCAUGAAGAGCCCUCGCUUUGGUUUAGGGUUUAGGGUUUAA
Symbiodinium sp. CCMP2592 is the source of this 594-nucleotide messenger RNA. The record is from the annotation of a GenBank genome assembly. Lineage: Eukaryota; Dinophyceae; Suessiales; Symbiodiniaceae.